AUGGCCGUCUGGACUGGCGGCUCGAUGCUGGCGGCCAACCGAGUCCGAAUACCUUUGGCCGGCUUCAUGUUUGGGCACAGACGGACGUCUUGGGUCUGCAUCGACGGCGCAAUCGGCCGGCCGGGACGCAGCGGCCCUGGCAUCGGAGAGCAGGGCGUCCAGACCAGGGUCGAAGAGGGUCUGGCGAUGGCACGGCUCCAUCAGUCGGUCGCGGCCGCUUCGUGGGAUGGUUUCGGGGUCGGGGCUUGGGCAAAGUCUGCGGCUCGCCGGCCAUCCACUGCCCACUCGUCUCGCCAGGCCCUCUGCGUCGUCUGCACGCCGGCCACCAGCAUGACCGUUGCAAACAUCCCACCACAAAGCCCACCGCCGUCGACAGCCCCAGCCGACAGCACCUUCCACAGCGCUUCGCUUGCCCGUUGGAACAACGAUGGUGUCGACGGGGGGCCCAGCUCCCUCACCGUUAUCCUGGACUGGCUGCGGACUCCCGGCAACUAUGCCAAAUGGCGAGGGGACAUUGCCGGCAUCACCAAGAAGGCCCUCUCUGCUGAAAUCAUCGCCAAGCUGGCCGAAGUCAAGAUUGUGCGAUCGCAUAGCCAGAUCAGCAACAAGAUGAUCGAAUUCCAGACCAAAUACAACCAAGCGGCCCAUUGGCUCGCAACUGUUGGCGAAGGCCAGCAAUACGACAACCAAGGCAAGAUCAAAGCAACCCUCUUGAAGCUCUGCUCGCUGUGGGUCGAGCUGCAUCCGAUCAUGUCGAUCGAUGGCCCGUCACUAUCGCCCCUCGCUUUGGCAGCGGCUCUGGCACACCCAGCAUCGGCACCAGCACCCCUCCAGCCAUCGACUCCUAUGCCGGCCUCCACAUCGACCCAGGUUCACGCAGUAGCAUCCCAGCCCUCGAUGCUGACGCCUCCCGGUCCUGUCGAUCACUAUCCCGAGGGCGGCAGCGGCUUCUCAAACCUUCACCUGCUCGCCGACACAGUCGAAUCGGCCGCACUCACCUUCGACUGCCACGAAUCCGAGCGCGACCCCGAGGAGCCCGUUGCCGAUUAUCCUGGAUCGGCCGUUCGCGACGAUCGCCCACCACCGCCGGCCGUUUUUGGCGACAAGGAUUUCCAUCCAGUGCCGAUGGCCCUGGCCUAUGGAGGCGUGGCGCCGGUGCUUCCGGACGCCCGUUCACUCGGACGGAGACUGGAAGACCGCUAUACGCCUGAUCGAGAGCCAGGCGACUUUGUGCCCUUGUCGUCGUCAUCCAAGAAGCGAAAGCGCCCUGGCCAGCGCAAGGACAAGGACGUGGAUGGCGAUAUCAAGUUGGACGAGUCCAGUGCCGUCGCACCGUCGUCCGUGACGCCUCCGUCGCCGCCUCCCUCGAUGCCGUUCGACUGGUCGGGCCCGAGCGGCGGCAAGGGAUACAGGUACGACAAGCUCAAAUGGGAGAUGAUCCUGGGCGAGAAGCGCCUCAAGCUGACGGAACGAGUGCGAUCAAGGCAGGCCGAGGAGAAGCGCGAGAUCAAGUUGGCCAAGAUCGGUGAGAAUAGUCGCCAGUUCCAUCUGGAGCUGGCCCAGCGGAAGCGAGAGCACGAAGACUAUGUCGAACUCGAGCGACAGCAGAGCCAUCGUGACUAUAAGCUCGCCGUUGCCCGGCAGCGCCUCGAGGUCAUAGUCAAGCUGACGGAGCUGGGAUACUCCAAGGAAGAUAUACAGGAGGAGCUCAAAUAUCUGUACUAGCACACAUCACACUGCCGCAGCCAGCUUGCUAUUUCUUGGGCCGACUCCAUGCAGCGACGGGAGCCGCCGCGCCGCGCAAUCUACACGGCAUUGGUGCAUGGAGCGCAAUACAUUCAUUACAGCUUGUUCGGGACAAAAGUGUUCCUGAGUGUUUCUGAGUGUCCUUCACUGAACCACUGUCUUCAGCGCAGAAAUUUGUAGGCUGCGGUGAGCAAGCCAUCCCAGCAUGAGCACAUUCUGAUAGUGGAACUGCUCGAAACAGCGAAUGGACCUCGGACGGCGGAAACUGGAGGC
Messenger RNA from Polychytrium aggregatum, 2019 nucleotides. RefSeq lists its product as uncharacterized. NCBI's taxonomy places the organism in Eukaryota, Fungi, Chytridiomycota, Chytridiomycetes, Polychytriales. The record is from RefSeq and is a predicted model, not a curated record. Bases 1 to 1725 code for a protein of 574 amino acids. The transcript is spliced from 6 exons.